CGCAGAGCUUAAGCUUUCAGGUUAUGUUACAUCACCGACACACUGACAUAACCUCGUGGAAUGCUUAUAAAUCUUAUAAUGAUUAGAUAAAAAAUGAUUAUAAUCAUGAAUGAAGUAGUGUAUUUUGUGGUUAAAGUUUAUAUUUUUUUUAAGGAUGGAUAAAUCAAUAAAUAAUCUAUUCAAAAUGUCUUUUAAUUUGAGAAAUCUAAUCGUUUUUCGUAGACGUCUAACUGCUCAUAAUUUCCAAACUUCUCCGAGUCAUUCAUCAAAUAAAGAAGAGUCAAAAUCAAUUUACAAUGACUUGGGCGACAGCCCAUCAGCAAUUUUCGAUUAUAUCAAUAAUAACCAAGAUUCCCUCUCUGGUCAGAACUGUCUCGAAGCUCUUCGAAAGCUCUCGCAAUUUUUUCCAAAAUCGAGUCAUCGAUCGAAUAAAUUAGUGGACAAAAAAGACCUUUUUUUGCUCUGCAAUGAGCUCGACAAGAGAACAAAAAGUUUGGACACCUCGCAAUUAAUCGAAACAAUCCAGUUAUUAUCGAAACUCGGAAUAUCGUCGAAAAGCAUCAUUUUCCAGUCUCUCCUCAGAAAUAUUCAGACCCAUUUUCAUUCCCUGACUGACCAGGAUUCAAGCGAGUUGACCACAAUUUUGAGCAGAGUGAAAAAAUCGGAUUUGACCGAUUCCAUGAAGAUUGCUCUCUCGAUGAUCACGCAGUCGAGGCAGGAAAAAUUAAAUCUGGACAUUAUUUCAUUGUGCGAUCAUUUCUACAAAGCCACGAGUCAGAAAUUCAUCGAGAGGAAUCGGAUUCAUUCAAUUUUGGAUGGGAUUUCAAAAUAUUCGGACGAAAUUCCGGCUCCUACUGCCAAGAGCAUUUUUGUUUCGCUCUCGAAAAUUCCUGAAAUUGUACUCUCUCAGUUUGAUGAUCUUCUCAAGAGGAUUCAGGAUCUCAUUAUUAAUCAGGCACACACUUUUCAAUAUUACAGCGUUGCUGAGAUAUUGGAUGCGACGAUAGAUGCGCAGAAAGGUAACAAUCAGGGAAAAGAAUUCUACAACGAACAACUAAUCGACACCCUAAUUAAUAAUCUUUUAUCAAGAAACAGUCUAAAUCUCGAUGAAGGAAUUAUACUCCUUUUGAAAUUGAGAUUCCUCGGACACUUUCAAAGAUCCCUCAUAGAUUAUUUAGCUUUCAAAUGCUUCGAAAAGCCGAGUUUGAUCUCAAAAAUGAAGAGUUCCCAGCUGCUGCAAUUUGUCUCGGGACUAGCGCUCUUCGAUUAUAAGCCUCCAUUCUGGGAAUCGAUGCAACAAUUGAUGGUGGAAAAUGAAAAUUUGAAGCUGUGUCAUGAAUACACGCUAAUUCGAAUUCUCUGCAAUUUGGCAAUUUUGGACUCAUUCCCGGAAAAGUUAAUUGCCAGGAUUUUUCAGCUGGAGAGGGACAACUGUAAAGAAAUUAAAUUCACGACUCUCGGUCGUUUCGGAUUGCUUUAUCAAUUGGUGAAGACACUUCAUCCGAAUUAUCCGGGUCCCUGGCCUUCGGAGGCGGUUUUAAAUUAUAUUUUUGAGAUUUUGAAAUACGAGCCGGCUCGUUUUCUAACUUAUCCGUUAUUGCCGGCACUCGAGAAAGCGCUGGGAGGAUCGGCAUAUAUUAAAACGAGAGUGAUGACGAAACUUGGCCACGUCAUUGAUCAUGUUAUUGUGAUGAGGAAAGGGGCAUAUCCGAUAGCAAUUAAUCAAGGAAGGGGUAAAGAUGACUCAAAUUAUGAAAAUAAAUCUAUCCCGUUUGUUGAAGACAUCAUUGCUCCUCCAGAAAGUCAAAUGGUUGCAAUUUUAAGCUUGGAUUCGGGUGCUUAUUUGAGAAACGUAAACCAGCCGCGAGGAUAUCUUCAAGCUUCGAUAAAAAGUUUAGAAGCCUUAAAAUAUGUUGUGAUUCCCAUAUAUCUUCCAGAAUGGAUGAAGCUGAAUGAACGGGAUAAAAUCCCUUUCAUUAUGAACCAAAUCAGAUUAAAAUGUCCCACAGAUUCUUAGUUAAUAUAUCAAUUAAAAAUUCGAAUACAAGAAACGAUUUUCUUCAAAAUGAGGAAAAUCGAAUUUCAUUUUCAAACUUUUAUUGAAUGUACAUACACACUUACUUAUUUACAUAAUUGUAAAUGUAGCGACGAUAAAGAAAUUAAUAAAUUGUGUAAAAUAGU
Molecule: messenger RNA, 2181 nt
Organism: Belonocnema kinseyi
Lineage: Eukaryota; Metazoa; Arthropoda; Insecta; Hymenoptera; Cynipidae
Exons: 5
Coding region: 155-2017 (620 amino acids)
Source: RefSeq, a predicted model, not a curated record